Messenger RNA from Colias croceus (clouded yellow), 2351 nucleotides. Its product is annotated as monocarboxylate transporter 13-like. The transcript is spliced from 9 exons. Gene Ontology annotation, biological process: monocarboxylic acid transport; transmembrane transport. Bases 192 to 1595 code for a protein of 467 amino acids. NCBI's taxonomy places the organism in Eukaryota, Metazoa, Arthropoda, Insecta, Lepidoptera, Pieridae. The record is from RefSeq and is a predicted model, not a curated record. Gene Ontology annotation, molecular function: monocarboxylic acid transmembrane transporter activity.
UUUUACGUGCGGGUCGCCUCCUCGGAGGGAAAUGCUGACAUUACAUUUUAUACAUUUAUUACCUGUUUAAUUUAAAAAUACUUUAGAGGAUGCGCCUUAGAAUAGAUUAAUUUGUAAAACAAUAAUAUAAAAAAAUAUAUCGCGGAAGAUUCCCUUGAAUUUUUGUGAGGUGACUUGGUUUUUGGGUAACGAUGGAUGAGGCGUUCGCACAUUUGGAGCAAAAUAAACCAAAACAAGGAAAAAACUCUUUGAUAGCGCCGGACGGGGGAUGGGGUUAUGUCGUUUGUAUCGGUGUUGGAUUUACUUUCAUGCUUGGAUUCGGAUCGUCAAAUGCUUUCGGAAUUCUAUUUAACAACUUUUUCAUGGAACAAGAUGGUGCGAGUGGACUUCCCCUUGUUAUAGGAGUUUACAAUGGAGCACUGUCAAUAGCAGGAUUUCUGAGUGGCAUAGCAUUGAAAAAGUAUUCGUUCAGACAAGUCGGUUUGGUUGGAGCUGGACUGUUCAUUUUAGGAGACGUUUUGACAAUUUUCGUACAAAGAACUUAUCAAUUAGUGUUUACGUUUGGUGUUAUACGAGGGGCUGGUUUUGGAGUAAUGAUACCAGUUAGUUUUACGGCAUUCAACUGUUACUUUACGAAAAAACGAACGGCCAUGAUGAGUGCAAACCAAACUAUGAGUAGUAUGGCUUCGAUAACAUUUCCCAUUCUUGUUACAUAUCUUCUGGCAGAAUAUGGGUUUAGGUGGACUCUCGCUUUGAUCAUGGCUGUAGAUUUACAUUUACUAUUCGCGAUGAUAGUUAUGCAUCCUGUUGAAUGGCACAUGGUGAAGGCACCGGAGUGUGCUAUAAAAGAAUUGUCUUCACUUUGUGACGUCAAUAAAAUAAAAAAUGAAUGUGAAGUUAUAGAUGAAACCGCCAUAAAAAUGUUGCCAGGUGAUGACGUCAUCGAAGUUAAAACAUCACCGGUUCGGCAUGAAUCAAUUCAAAAAAGUAUUAUAAAAAUUAUAUACGCAAACGUAGAGUUAGAUCUAUUGAAAGAUCCCAAAUUUGUUAGUACUUUAGUCGGACUUGGCUUUGCUUUUGUGUCCGAUGUAACGUAUCUUGCAAUGGAACCCAUGCUGUUGUUUUCUUAUCAAUAUUCUAAGAUGCAAGUGGCUACAUGCGUCAUGGCUGGUGCUAUUGCUGACUUGGCUGCUAGAUUUAUUUUAGCAGUUUUCACAUAUUUUUAUAACGUGGACAGCAGAAAAUUAUUUUUUAUUGGAACAUUCAUUACUAUGAUAUUACGAAUUGUUCUGGUAACAUCAGACAACGUGACAUUCGUGUUCACAAUAACAAUAAUUUCGGGUCUUGUAAGAUGUUCGGUACAAGUGUUAUUCCCCUUGGUGUUGGUGACUGCAGCCCCAGACCGGUUUCCAGCCGCUUUGGCACUCCAUAUCUUAUUCUCUGGAUGUCUCAUGUUGAUGGCCGAUCCGAUGAUAGGUGUAAUUUAUGAAGCGACAGGAAGUUACGUAAACUGUUUUAUUGCUAUGAGCUUUUGCUGCUUAGUGUGUAUAAUUCUCUGGACUGUAGAAUACUUUGUGUAUCGUAAGAAAACGUGAUGAAAUCGAGUAUUAAUUAAUUAUAGAAACUCAUACUUUCUUGCAGGGAACAAUAUGUUUUCAACGCCCAAGCAAGUUUAUUCCAAACCAUUUUAAAAUUAUGUAGUUUAGGUUCAAUUUAAGCUUUAUUUUUCACAAAGGUUUCCUAUUUUUGAGUUGUUGUUACGUUUGUUAAGAAUACUAUAUUUAGUAGUAAAUUAAAUAUAAGGUAUACUAAUUUUAAAAAAAUAAUGUUACCAAACAGAUUAACAUAAUAAGUAUAUAUUUAUCUGAAUCCUCUUAAUUUCGCUGUCUGAUAGUGUAUAAGAUUAGUUUAGAAAUUUUAUAAAAUUGACUGAAACAAACACAUCGGUAAAACUCAGUGUGAUUAUGAGGCUUCUGUAAAAUAAUUGAUUGGAUAUAGAUAUAUUAACUUGUAUUUAUUGUAAAUAUAUAAAUGCAAAACAGGAUUUGUGUAGAAGUAAAGUAUGUACUUACAAAUGUAUUUCCAUUUCACCAAUUAAUAGACUACGACAUUUGAAAUUGAUGAUUUUGUUUUUUUGUAUUUAAGCAAUAGGUAUAUGAAUAGUGCAAACACCGUAUAAAAUAGAUAAUAAAAAUGUGUAACAAGUAAUUUUUUUCCUUUAUAGUGGAGAUCCAAAAUAAUCAACUUUAAGUUUUUAUACACAUGUUUAUUAUAUGAAUGGAUUGUUUUGGUAAAAAUACUCAAUGCAUUGUUUCAACGAAAAUUUAAUAAAUAUUCAAUUUAUAUCUGUA